UUUUUUAUUCAAGCGCACUUUUCGAGGAGUCAAGUUACGAAACGUUACUUCGUUGUUUAGAACCUCUAAAAAGAAAUAAUCAUGCGUGAAUGUAUCUCUGUACACGUGGGCCAAGCCGGUUGUCAAAUUGGUAAUGCUUGUUGGGAAUUGUACUGUUUGGAACAUGGAAUCCAACCUGAUGGGCAAAUGCCAAGUGAUAAAACAAUUGGUGGUGGUGAUGAUUCCUUUAACACUUUUUUCAGUGAAACUGGAGCAGGAAAACAUGUUCCUCGGGCUGUGUUUGUGGAUUUGGAGCCAACUGUAGUUGAUGAAAUUCGAACUGGAACUUAUCGCCAGCUCUUCCAUCCAGAACAACUUAUCACUGGCAAGGAAGAUGCUGCAAACAACUAUGCCCGUGGACAUUAUACAGUUGGAAAAGAAUUGAUUGACCAGGUAUUAGAUAGAACAAGAAAACUUGCUGAUCAAUGUACUGGCCUUCAAGGUUUCCUGAUUUUCCAUUCCUUUGGUGGCGGUACUGGCUCUGGUUUCACCUCGUUGCUUAUGGAGCGCUUAUCUGUGGAUUAUGGAAAGAAAUCCAAGUUAGAGUUUGCAAUCUACCCUGCUCCACAAGUCUCCACUGCUGUUGUUGAACCUUACAACUCAGUUUUGACCACUCAUACCACCUUGGAGCAUUCUGACUGUGCUUUUAUGGUUGAUAAUGAGGCUAUCUAUGACAUCUGUCGAAGAAAUUUGGACAUCGAACGUCCAACAUACACCAAUUUAAAUCGUCUUAUUGGUCAAAUAGUGUCUUCCAUCACUGCCUCGUUAAGAUUUGAUGGUGCAUUAAAUGUGGAUCUUACAGAGUUCCAGACCAACUUGGUGCCAUAUCCUCGUAUCCAUUUCCCACUUGCAACUUAUGCUCCUGUAAUCUCUGCUGAAAAGGCAUACCAUGAGCAGCUCACUGUCUCAGAAAUCACCAACGCUUGUUUCGAGCCAGCUAACCAGAUGGUGAAAUGUGAUCCUCGUCAUGGAAAAUACAUGGCUUGUUGUCUGUUGUUCCGUGGUGAUGUCGUACCUAAGGAUGUGAAUGCUGCUAUUGCUACAAUCAAAACAAAACGCACAAUUCAAUUUGUUGACUGGUGUCCAACUGGUUUCAAAGUUGGAAUCAACUAUCAACCACCAACUGUUGUUCCUGGUGGAGAUCUUGCCAAGGUGCAACGAGCUGUGUGUAUGUUAAGCAACACCACUGCUAUUGCAGAAGCUUGGGCUCGUUUGGAUCAUAAAUUUGAUCUGAUGUAUGCAAAACGUGCUUUUGUCCAUUGGUAUGUUGGGGAAGGUAUGGAAGAAGGAGAGUUUUCCGAGGCUCGUGAAGACAUGGCGGCAUUGGAAAAGGAUUACGAAGAAGUUGGUGUUGAUUCAGUUGAUGAGGGAGAGGAAGAAGAAGGCGAUGAAUAUUAAAACUGUAAAAGUUGUUAUUUGAAAAGAUGUGUACAUUUAA
Hydractinia symbiolongicarpus is the source of this 1477-nucleotide messenger RNA. RefSeq names its product tubulin alpha-1 chain-like. The record is from RefSeq and is a predicted model, not a curated record. NCBI's taxonomy places the organism in Eukaryota, Metazoa, Cnidaria, Hydrozoa, Anthoathecata, Hydractiniidae. Gene Ontology annotation, molecular function: GTP binding; structural constituent of cytoskeleton. The transcript has 3 exons. Gene Ontology annotation, cellular component: cytoplasm; microtubule. Bases 82 to 1437 code for a protein of 451 amino acids. Gene Ontology annotation, biological process: microtubule cytoskeleton organization; mitotic cell cycle.